Messenger RNA from Rotaria sp. Silwood1, 1011 nucleotides. The record is from the annotation of a GenBank genome assembly. NCBI's taxonomy places the organism in Eukaryota, Metazoa, Rotifera, Eurotatoria, Philodinida, Philodinidae.
AUGACAACUAACAUUGUUUGGACACUCAUUAUAACCGUGCUUUGGAACCAUGAGGCAUCGAGUUCUUAUAUUUUUGCUUCUACCUAUAUAAAGAGUGGUGUUGUAUGGAACGAUACUGACGGUCAAUCAAUUCAGGCACAUGCGACUGGUAUUCUCAUUGAUCCUCACGAUAAUUCUUAUUGGUGGUAUGGUGAAUCUUUAAAAACAGCGAAUCUAUCUGAUCAUGGGAUUAAUUGCUACCAUUCGACCGAUCUUCUCACCUGGACAAACAUUGGUCAAGUACUAGGACAAAAGCAAGUCUUCAUCGAGAGUCAUACAGGACCGUACGUCAUCGAACGACCGAAAGUUCUCUGGAAUUCCAUUACCGAACGUUUCGUCAUGUGGUUUCACUUAGAUAGUAGUAGCUAUACUUAUCGAUAUGUUGGUGUCGCAACGUCGUCCAUUCCUAACGGUGUAUUCACAUUCAUACGUGCAUUUCAACCAGAUGGCAUUCCAUCAUUAGACAUGAAUCUCUACGAAGACAAGCGCAACGAUUCAGUCAACGGUGCAUACUUAGUUCGUUCGUGCAACAAUGAGUAUGUUGGUAUUAGUCGACUUACUGAUGACUAUCUUAAUACAACUGGUAUAACCAGUACUAUUGAUGAGCCACGAGAGGGACACGCAAUAUUUCAUCGAAACAAUAAUUAUUAUAUGAUGACAAGUCAUCUUACUGGUUGGAUGCCGAAUCCAGCUGAACUUUUCAUCAGCAAUGCAGACAGCUUACAAGAUGCCAAAUGGAUUUCAUUGGGCAAUCCAACGCACUCCGUUACAAGUUACAAUAGUCAGUCGACUUUCGUUCUUCCAUUUCCAUCCACUAAACAACCUGGAACCGUAUUCUAUAUUUAUAUGGGUGAUCGUUGGGAUUAUCCUACCUUAUUAAACGCUAGCUAUGUGUGGCUUCCAUAUACAUUCUAUUCAGACACCAAUGUCACGCUAGAAUGGCAAGAUCAAUGGAGACUAUCAGACUAUUAA